UGCUGCGCCCUUCCCGGAACCCGUCUUCGCUGGCGGCGAACCCUAGCUACUCUCCCCUCUCAGACCUGUCCUCGUUGUGCACCGUCUCUAGUUGCCACCAUCAGGUCCAUGGUGCAUAGGAUGCCUGUUUGCCGCUAAGCAAUGUAUCUCAGCAUUCAGGACCCCGAUUUUUGUCAUGACACCUCCUUCAGAGCCCCACUUCCUGUUGACAUUCGGGACCUCAGCCUGCUUUAGUUCAAGCCCCCACAACUGCCGUCCCGGCGCUCGCUUUGGGUUCCGAAUACCCCCAACGAGCCCGUCUCAACCCCUGCGCCACACCCUAGAGAUAGGCCUCGCGUUUCGUAGGCCUUCUGAAAGCAGGCUCUUAACACCAUGGACCUGUUGUUUGGGCGCCGGAAGACGCCAGAAGAGUUACUGCGGCAGAACCAAAGGGCACUGAACCGUGCAAUGAGGGAGCUGGAUCGAGAGCGACAAAAGCUAGAGACCCAGGAGAAGAAAAUUAUUGCAGACAUCAAAAAAAUGGCCAAGCAGGGCCAGAUGGAUGCUGUACGCAUCAUGGCAAAAGACCUUGUGCGCACCCGGCGCUAUGUACGCAAGUUUGUGUUAAUGCGAGCCAACAUCCAGGCUGUCUCUCUGAAGAUACAGACACUCAAGUCUAACAACUCUAUGGCACAAGCCAUGAAGGGUGUUACCAAGGCCAUGGGCACUAUGAACAGACAGCUGAAAUUGCCACAGAUACAAAAGAUCAUGAUGGAGUUUGAGCGGCAGGCAGAGAUCAUGGACAUGAAGGAAGAAAUGAUGAAUGAUGCUAUUGAUGAUGCCAUGGGUGAUGAAGACGACGAAGAGGAGAGUGAUGCUGUUGUGUCCCAGGUCCUGGAUGAGCUGGGACUGAGCCUGACUGAUGAGCUGUCAAACCUUCCCUCCACUGGAGGAUCACUCAGUGUAGCUGCUGGUGGGAAAAAAGCAGAGGCCACAGCCUCAGCCCUGGCUGAUGCCGAUGCAGACCUUGAAGAGAGGCUCAAGAAUCUGCGAAGAGACUGAGCACCCACCCCCUACCCCUGGGAAUGGAUAGAGCACCCAGGUUUAUCCCCCAACCCCACUAAAUAAAAGAUUGGACCCU
Molecule: messenger RNA, 1120 nt
Organism: Perognathus longimembris pacificus (Pacific pocket mouse)
Lineage: Eukaryota; Metazoa; Chordata; Mammalia; Rodentia; Heteromyidae
Gene: Chmp2a
Product: charged multivesicular body protein 2A
Exons: 6
Coding region: 373-1041 (222 amino acids)
Biological process (GO): late endosome to vacuole transport; endosome transport via multivesicular body sorting pathway; protein transport
Cellular component (GO): ESCRT III complex; multivesicular body
Source: RefSeq, a predicted model, not a curated record